CACAGAUCAGCUGGUGAGUUCCGGUGGCGAGGAGCCGCGUGCGAGAGACUCGAGUUCCCGCCGAAAGGUAAGCAAAUAAAAUAAAAUAACUAUCUAAAAAUAAAAUUUGAUCCUGCCUUGUUCGCCAAUCGCAUAAAACUUCAAAGAAGCACAUUAGACUCCUAUAAAAACAACUUUUGCGACACGAGCACACACGGGGAGCAAAUCUGUGUUAACUGUUAACAGUUUUUAUAUUUUCUUUUUUUAAUUGCAGAAAUAUAAUAUAAUACAGAACAUACGGGGGUAUACAGAGGAGAGAGAAAAAGAAAGACUUUUUUUUUUUUUUUAAACAAGACCGUUUUAUUAUACGAGAUUUUUUUUCUUACUAAACCGUUUUAAACAACACGAAUUGAGAUUUAAUCCGGAUCAAAACAGUUUGGAUUUUGUGAUCUAAUCCGAGUUCAGAAUCCUUUGUUCUUUUAAUACAUGAUGAAAUCACUUCUGAACAGCAGGCUCUGACCACUGAUAAUUAACAUUAUUAGUCUUAAACACAAGAUAAUAAACAUCCACUCUUCAAUAAACCACUGAUGUGAAGUCAUGAUGAUAAAAGACAUUUAAAAAUGUCCCUGUUUUUUUGUUAGAAUGUGCAGCUUGUACCCUAGAUAGAGUGUGUGUGUGUGUGUGUGUGGUGGUCAUGUGAUCAGCGGUCAGUGAUGACUAGUCCACUGCGCAAACUGACGUGUGUGAGACACAUGAGCGUGAAGAGAGCAGUGCUGGUCUCAGUCUGAGCUCGUCUGAUCACAGAACAUCUGCUUCCUGUGCAGCAGGAAGUGUGUACGCAUGCAAACAUCCCGUGUGCGGUUCAGGAGUUUCUGCAGGGCACUACAGAGUUUCUCGUGUGCAUGUUAAAAGUCUGUGUUUUAUGUAUUUUAGGGGCUGUAUGUUGUCAUGUUGUUGUUGUAUGUUGUUCUCCUCUAAUCGUGUGUUUUGUGAUUUCAGAUGAACAGAAGGUGAAGGAUCAGCAGCUGUGUGAAGCACAGCGUCUAAUCAACGCAUUUCUAAUUUAAUUACAAAAUAAAUGUAUCUGUAAUCAGUUUAUAUUUCAUAGAGUACUUGUAAUAGUUACACUACUUGUUACAUCGUAGACAGUAACAUUUCUGAAGUAACCUUCCCAGCACUGCUGUUACAUGUGUGUCCUGCAGAUUUUGCCGUUUCACUCAGAAAUGCAUCACAGUAUGGAUGUGUAAUCAGCUUCUGUGUGAUGAAGCUGAGGUUAUUCUUCAUGAUGUGACACUGAUCGCGUCUGCUUUGUGUUUCUGUCAAUAAAGAUUCUGACGUCUUUAAGGAUUUGGGUGUUUUUCACUCUUUAAGAUCUAAACCCUUCUGCUUUAAAAGAUUUCAGCAGUUCUCUUUUAAUCUCUUCAGGAUUUUUUCCACCUUUUUUAUUUUUUUAAGUAUUGUGUGUGUGUGUGUGUGUGUGUUUUCUAAAUGUUUGUCUUCUGUAAAACCCUAUAUUUACUUGUGCUUUUAAAGAGUGUUUUACUUCCCGUUAUUAAUCUGAACAUAAACAUUCAUUCAUUAGUGAGUUAAGAAUCAUUCUGGAUUAAAGCGGCUCUCUUCCAAAACUGAUCACUCCACACCUGUGUGAAUCAUUUUAAAUCAUGUUCUUCUCAAUGCACGAAGCACAAGAUGUGGACAGUGUGUGAGAUGUCUUUAAUAAUCACUUAAGUAUUUGUAGACCGGUUCAGAUAUUCUGCUUGAUGAGUAUUCUGUAAACUUGAGCUUUCAAGUCUUGGUUCGUGAAAGCACACACACACUUUCAGUCAAGGCUGCACAGCAGACAGGUGCAGUGAAGGACACACACACACACACACAUGAACACACACUCUGACACAUGAAUGGAGAUGUUUCCAUGGAAACUGGACAGUCAGCACAUCUCUGCUCCAGUCAAACUCACACACACCUGCACUCACAUGCUCGGCUGACUGUGUGUGUGAUGUGAGACAUGAGGAACACAGACACAUCAACUGCAGCACCAGCAGUCAGAGCCGCAGCCAAUCGCGAGCCUGCUUUCGCGUGACGUCACUGCAUUGUAUUCUAAAUUGAUAAAUCUUGAACUCUCGCGCUGUGUGCCGCACCGGCUGCUGCUCGUCGCGUCCUGAAUGUAAAGUGUGUCCUCUGCUCUCUCGUCCUGACCUCACGGAGACGAUCUGAGCAGUAAUGCUGAGCGUCACACGUGUUGACAUGUAAACGAAGGUUAAUGUUUGUCUGCUGUGAUGCUCUCACACCUCUAACGCUGAAUCCAUCGCAAGAGGGAGACAGUCGCCUUGGUAACAGCCUCAGCAGCAGCUGCAGAGCAUCCAUCAGUCCUCCAGUGAUCCUCACUACUGCAAAACACCAGCAGUCGCCUGCAGAUACCACACCGGCCGGUUCUGACCGAAUAACACCUCAAACGUGAUCAAGUGCCGGAUCUGAGGUCUGGAAGCCCGAGAUGAGGCCUUCAGCUCCAGAUGUUCCUCGCUCACGCAUCUGGACUGCAGGAAGAGCAUCCGCAUCGUUCUGGAAUUCUGGAGGACUGUGAGGUUUCUGACGCCGAAUUGAAGAGUCUGGAGCCAGACACCGAGCAGAAGGACGGAACAGAAUCAGCCGCUCAUUCUAAUCUGUUCGGUGAGACGGUUUUGUUCAUCCGUCGUGCAUCGUUUUUUUCCGCCUGUAUGUGUGCUUGAUGGCGCCGGUGUGCUGCGAAACUGGCACCGGGUGUGAUGUGAGCGGCUCGGGGAACCGGAGAACAGCAGGGCUGCUGUGGAGCGUCGCUUCUUCGGACCGGAUUCACGGAGCAUUCGACGGAAUAAAGGCCACCUGCGGAAACUGGAGUCCAGACUUAUAGGAAAAAGAGCGUGUCAUUUUUUUUCUUCUAAUAGGCUAUCCGCUUUUUUCUUUAAUAAUCGCCAGGAUGGAUUGAUUUGACUGACGCGUCGCAACCCUGAAUGAUUUUCACCCAAAAAACUGUUUUUGAAUCUAUUCUUGGAGUAUUAUGUUCGUGGAUGCGCGAGCGCGCGCGCGACUGCUGGACCGGCAGCGGUUCGGAAACGUAAAGGAUUCACAUUUUCACCGGGAGCCUUCCGUCUGUCCCUCGUGCCCUCAGUAGACAGCUGGAUCGCAUCGAGAACAGGCCAGACUGAGUGAAGAUGAGUUUAUCGUUCUCCGGUGUGCUGCUCGGAGAGUCACUCCUCUGAUAGCACGCGCACAUCGCGGAGACGUCUGUUAGACGUCUGCAUUACAUCUGCACGUGUUUGCUCAUCUGCAAUACAUCUAAAGGACGUUUCCUAUCAGAUAAACGUCUGUUAGAUGUUUUUAGAUUUAGAAUGCAUGUAAAACUGACAUCUUACAGACGUCUGUCAGAUCAAGCGAUCUUUAGCAGAUGUACACGUGCUCUCUGGGUCAAGUUCCUCCCUUGAUGAGUUGCAUUAGUAUAGGAAAGGGGGCUCCCCUUUCGUAGAAUGCGGCAACAUGGGCGUGUUUGAGCGCGGCGUCCAGAUGCUCCUGACCACGGUGGGCGCCUUCGCCGCCUUCAGUCUGAUGACCAUCGCCGUGGGAACAGACUACUGGCUGUACUCGCACGGGGUCUGCAAAAUAAAGACUAGUAACGAGAACGAGACCGGCAAGAAGAACGAGGAGGUGAUGACCCACUCUGGUCUGUGGAGGACCUGCUGUCUGGAAGGUAAUUUUAAAGGCAUGUGUAAACACAUCGAUCACUUUCCUGAAGACGCCGACUAUGAAGCUGAUGCAUCAGAGUAUUUCCUGCGAGCGGUUCGGGCCUCCAGUAUUUUCCCCAUCCUCAGUGUCAUCCUGCUGUUCAUGGGUGGUCUCUGUGUCGCCGCCAGCGAGUUCGAUAAGACUCGACACAACAUCAUCCUCAGCGCAGGAAUCUUCUUCGUAUCCGCAGGUCUGAGUAACAUCAUCGGGAUAAUCGUGUACAUAUCAGCCAACGCGGGAGACCCGUCCAAGAGCGACUCGAAGAAGAGCAGCUACUCGUACGGCUGGAGCUUUUACUUCAGCGCGCUGUCCUUCAUCAUGGCGGAGAUGGUGGGCGUUCUGGCCGUUCACAUGUUCAUCGACCGGCACCGGGAGGUACGCGUGGCUCGCGCUCGGACCGGCGGAGGAGGAGACUAUCUGCAGGGAUCCGCCAUCAGCAGAAUCCCCAGCUACCGCUUCCGUUACCGGCGCGGCUCGCGCUCCUCCAGCCGCUCCACCGAGCCCUCGCACUCGCGCGACGCUUCUCCCGUGGGACUGAAGGCGUUCGGAGCGCUGCCCUCCACCGAUAUCUCUAUGUACACCCUCGGCCGCGGCGGAGACACGUUGAAGACUCCGCACGGGACGCCACCGAUGUACGACUCCGAGAGAGAGCCGGACUUCCUGCAGGUGCACAACUGCAUCCAGAAAGACUCGAAGGACGCCAACCGGCGCACCACACCUGUAUGAGACACAGCGCCCCCUGCGGGUGAUCACGAGGUUACACGUUACAAGAAAGACUCGUGAAAUGCAUGAUUUUCUUAUCCUCCGUAAACUAACAAGUUUUCAACCGCGUGACGAACCUGAGCGACAGCGUUUGGACUGAGAGCUCGUGACAUCUCUUUUCUUCAUGUCUGUUUCAUUUUGUUGCGCAUAAAUGCUGUGAAUCUCCGUGGCCGCUGUGAACCCAGGGAAGAGAAGACGACCCCGGCCGCGGUUUAUAUGUCAUUAUAAACAUAUCAGUGAUACAUGACUAUAUAUAUCUAAACAUAUGAGAAAAAAACACACAUGAAUAUAUGAACAUUGUUAAUAAACCACACAUAGACUUCUUGAUUCAAGAAGACGCAAAAAACAAAAGAGCGAAUCAGAAGUCAAUAAAACCAUCAUGGAUCAUAAGAGCUGGAUUCGUGUCGACUCAUUUGCAUGUGUUUGUUCAAACCAUCCUCAUAAACAGUUUCUAGACUGGACCAGAUUAGACCAGC
This is a messenger RNA of Cyprinus carpio (common carp), 4973 nucleotides long. It is a transcript of the gene cacng2b, whose product is annotated as calcium voltage-gated channel auxiliary subunit gamma 2b. Gene Ontology annotation, cellular component: postsynaptic density membrane; AMPA glutamate receptor complex. NCBI's taxonomy places the organism in Eukaryota, Metazoa, Chordata, Actinopteri, Cypriniformes, Cyprinidae. Gene Ontology annotation, molecular function: channel regulator activity; voltage-gated calcium channel activity. The record is from RefSeq and is a predicted model, not a curated record. Gene Ontology annotation, biological process: transmission of nerve impulse; neurotransmitter receptor transport, postsynaptic endosome to lysosome; neurotransmitter receptor internalization.